Schistosoma mattheei is the source of this 555-nucleotide messenger RNA. The record is from the annotation of a GenBank genome assembly. Lineage: Eukaryota; Metazoa; Platyhelminthes; Trematoda; Strigeidida; Schistosomatidae.
AUGUCAGAAACAGAACAACCUUCAACUUCCGACGGAUUAGAUAUUGGAGAAACGAAAGGAGCUACAUCAAUGAACGACGUAACACGCAAAGUAUUAAUGCCGGUCGACGGAAGUGAACAUAGUGAAAGAGCAUUCAAUUGGUAUAUGGAUAAUCUUAUGAAAACAACUGAUGGUUUAUAUCUGGUUCAUAUUGUAGAACCGUUAUCACCAGGAUUGAAUUACAAUCUUGCAAGUAAAUCUCCCUCUAUAAAAGAUGAUUUUUCAAAACAUCUAAAUUCUCUUGUUGAAUCUGGUCGUGCGUUACGUGCCAAAUUUUUUACACGUUGUGAAGAUAGUGGUUUAUCAGCAAGAUUUACCAUACAUGUUGGUACAAAACCAGGUGAAAAUAUUGUACGUAUCGCCACUGAACAUGGAGUUGAUUUAGUUAUUAUAGGAAAUCGUGGUAUUGGAACAGUAAAAAGAACCUUUUUAGGUAGUGUAAGUGAUUAUGUUUUACAUCAUGCCAAUGUUCCUGUUAUUAUAAUACCACCGCCUAAACAUCCAAAGAAAAAAUAA